Molecule: messenger RNA, 886 nt
Organism: Solanum verrucosum
Lineage: Eukaryota; Viridiplantae; Streptophyta; Magnoliopsida; Solanales; Solanaceae
Product: phosphoglycerate mutase-like protein AT74
Exons: 2
Coding region: 2-754 (250 amino acids)
Molecular function (GO): phosphatase activity
Source: RefSeq, a predicted model, not a curated record
AAUGGGAAACAACAAUAGCAAUAACAGAAGUAAAGAGAGGCGAUGGCCGAAGAGGAUCAUACUGGUGCGCCAUGGUGAAAGUGAAGGUAACGAAGACAAAAAUGUGUACACCGCCGUACCUGACCAUAAAGUGCAACUUACAGAGAAAGGCAAAGAGCAAGCCAAAAAUGCUGGAGAGGUUAUCCGAAGCGUGGUUGGAAACUGCAAAGUUUAUUUUUAUGUAUCUCCAUUCUUGCGCACUCGUGAGACAUUGAAAGAGAUAAGUGAAUCGUUUUCUAGCAACGAAAUCAUUGGGGUAAGAGAAGAAUGCAGGUUAAGAGAAAUGGACUAUGCUAAAUUUCAGAAUACAGAGAAGAUGGAGGAGUAUAAGAAGGAACGAGAGAGAUAUGGUAAGUUCUUCUACCGCUUUCCCCAUGGAGAAUCCGCCGCCGAUGUCUACGAUCGGGUUUCAGGUUUUAUGGAAUCGCUGUGGAGGGAUAUAGAGAUGGAGGAAAUAUGUGAAAGUGGUAGCGAUGACAAUCUGAAUAUCGUUAUAAUCAGUCAUGGACUUACGAUUCGAAUUAUACUGAUGAGAUUAUUUAAAUGGACUGCAGAAGAAGUGGAAAGCCUAAUAAGUCCAAAAAAUGGUGAGAUUCGUAUCUUGGAAUUAGGACAUGAAGGCAAGUACAGUCUAGCAUUACAUCAUGACGAUAAAACAUUAGAGAAAUGGGGACUCUCCCCACAAAUGAUUCUUGAUCAAAAGCAGAGGGCUUAGGUUCACCCUCACAACUCUUAUUUCACUACUUUUUAUUUAAUUUUGUCAUUUCUAUAAUUGUAUGGUAUGGUAUAAAACUGGCAUUCUGUAUUGCAUACUUUUUUUUUAUUCCUUUAAAAUAUAUGAUUCACA